AUGUUCUUCGAAAGGGCAAACGGAGACCCACUUUUACUGCAGCCAGUGAAAACCACGCAGAAAUACCAGUUCAAAUGGUUUCACAUCCUCGUUGCGGCCCUCACUAUUCUUGGACUCAAAUUCCUGGUGAUGCCCGCGCACGAUGCGGUCUCCACCGUGUACUAUUCGCGUCAUCGGACCGUACAGAGGCGACAGGAGGGUGUCUGCCCUCAACCACAGCCUCCCGCGCAGGCUUCGAAUAUUUCUGCAUUUGUGGAUGCUCCUGGCUUCGCAUCUGAGGCUGCGACACGGCUUGCUGGAGCCAUCCAGAUCCCCACCGUGACCUUUGAUGACAUGGGUCCAGCGGGCGAAGAUGAACGCUGGGCCCCCUUCGAAGAUUUACAUGCCUAUCUUCGGACGACUUUCCCAGCCGUACAUUCUGACCUGGAGCUGACGGUCAUCGCGGGUUACUCUUUGGUCUAUACUUGGCCCGGCUCCGUUGAGAACGCUGGACCGCUCAUGCUUACUGGCCAUCUCGACGUCGUCCCCGUUACUGCGCUUGAUCGCUGGACUUAUCCUCCCUUCUCCGGCACCAUCGACGAAGAGUGGAUACACGGCCGUGGCGCUUGGGACUGCAAAAACAGCGUUAUCGGUAUCCUAACUGCAGUCGAGCACCUUAUCACUAUCGGCUGGAAACCACGCAGAACAAUUAUUCUCGCCUUCGGGCAGGACGAAGAGAUCAGUGGACCGCGCGGAGCUGCCAAUAUUGGAAAGCAUCUCGAAGCGCAGUAUGGGAAACAUGGAAUAGCCUUGUUGGUGGACGAAGGAGGCUCAGGCCUGAACACCGUCUAUGGCAGCCAGUUUGCGCUUCCUGGCGUCGCGGAAAAGGGAUAUAUCAACGUUGAGAUCGAUGUUGACAUGGCGGGGGGCCACUCGUCCGUCCCACCGGCACACACGAGUAUCGGCAUCUUAUCCAAAAUUGUCUCUGCGAUAGAGGACGCUUCUGUCUUCCAGCCACAUAUCGAAAUAACGAGCCCGAUCUGGAGCUACCUUGAAUGCGUAGCUAGGCACGGCGACGCCUCGCAGACGCCCUCUUGGAUAACGGAUGCCAUAUCAUCUAGCAACCCAGAUUUGAAUGAGGUCGCCAACCGAUUUGCAGAGACGUCUCUGGGUAACAGAUACCUCGUUCAGACGUCGAAGGCCGCCACCAUCUUUAAUGCUGGCCUCAAGAGCAACGCACUUGCAGAGAAUGCCCAUGCUUUGUUUAACACACGCAUCGAAAUCUUCAGUUCGCCACCUGAGGUCCAGGAGAGUUAUUUCGGGCUAAUUCAACCGAUAGCGGAGGAAUACUCUCUUCUUUUGAAUGGGGACCGAGUCUCUGAGGGUGCGACGAUCGGGAACAUUACGAUCGAGUGGAACAAGUCGAUGAAUCCCAGCCCAAUCGCGCCUUCCACUAUAGCCUCGGAGGGUUGGGAUAUCUUUUCGCGAGCUGUCCAAGCAACCUUUGGGGAAGAAGUCAUCACUGCGCCAAGCGCGAUGACUGGGAACACCGACACGCGUCAUUAUUGGAACCUGUCGGAAAACAUUUAUCGUUGGAGUCCCAACCGUGUCGGAACGACAUUGGGCAUUCAUACUGUGGACGAGAGAAUCAAAAUCGUUACCCACGUCGAGGGCAUCAAGUUCUAUACAGAACUCAUACUCCAGUCCGACGCCAGAGCCUAA
Messenger RNA from Cyclocybe aegerita, 1701 nucleotides. The record is from the annotation of a GenBank genome assembly. NCBI's taxonomy places the organism in Eukaryota, Fungi, Basidiomycota, Agaricomycetes, Agaricales, Hemipholiotaceae.